GGUUUCACCACCAUGUGCAACUCCGUGAAGCCCGCCACCGUCAUGUCCUUCCUCAACGACCUCUACACGCGCCUGGACGCCAUGCUGGACGCGUUCGGAGUGUACAAGGUGGAGACCAUCGGCGAUUGCUACGUGGCGGCGGGGGGCCUUAUGAAGGUGGACGAGGAGACGGGUGCAGUGACGGUACGGUCGGACGAUGCUCUCCUCCACGCCGCCAGUGCCGUACGUCUUCCCACCAGCGGCGAGCCUGUACGGCUGCGUGUGGGUAUCCACAGCGGCCCCGCGAUGAGCGGAGUGGUGGGCACCCGCAUGCCGCGGUUCUGUCUGUUUGGCGACACCAUCAACACCGCCUCCCGCAUGGAAAGCACGGGGGUGCCGGGGGCAAUACACGUCAGCAAGGCCACACGCGAUCUUGUACCGGAUGAGCCCUGGGAGCCCACCGGCGGCGUGCAGGUGAGGAGGUUACCGCAAAGCGGGGGUAAUGGCGGGUGCGGGGGGGGCCCAAGUCGGGAGCACCAGGAGGUGAUGUACCUGACACAAGGAUGA
Molecule: messenger RNA, 546 nt
Organism: Volvox carteri f. nagariensis
Lineage: Eukaryota; Viridiplantae; Chlorophyta; Chlorophyceae; Chlamydomonadales; Volvocaceae
Gene: cyc17
Product: guanylyl and adenylyl cyclase family member
Exons: 2
Biological process (GO): cGMP biosynthetic process; receptor guanylyl cyclase signaling pathway; intracellular signal transduction
Molecular function (GO): guanylate cyclase activity; peptide receptor activity
Source: RefSeq, a predicted model, not a curated record